GCCCGCAACAACGACAAAUCUCGCACUGAACGUGAAAGGGAAAAACAUGGCUGCGCCCAUGGUUGAAUCAACUUUCAAGUCAUUUAUGUGUCCAAUCAAAGAAUUGCGGCUUGAUAAAACACUGGCAUGUGGACAGUCAUUCAGAUGGAAAGAGAAUAUCCCUGGUACUUGGGUUGGGGUAUUAGCAGGACGAGUAUGGAAGCUGAAACAAAAUGAAAAUGAGAUCUUUUAUACCACCCAUAGUAAAUCUAUUCAACAACUGACCAAGACAGAAAAAUGUCCACCCACCAAAAAGCGUAGAAAAUUAACCAAAAUGGGGACAACAGAACAGAUGACCAGAACUAUUGAAGAAAAACACAUUUGUUGUGAAAAUUUAGGAAAUGAAGGUGAUAAUGAACUCAACAUUUUAAGCAAUUAUUUACAGCUCUCUGUUAAACUCCAAGAUCUCUAUUCACAAUGGUCUCUCAAAGACCCAAAUUUCCGGGAGAAAUCUGAAAACUUUCAAGGUGUUAGAAUGCUUCGACAGCCUCCUGUUGAAAAUUUAUUUUCAUUCAUUUGUUCGUCGAAUAACCAUAUAUCUAGAAUAAGUUCGAUGGUAGAAAAAUUAUGUGAACAUUAUGGUGAGAAGAUAAUAGAAUUAGAUGGUCAGGCUUAUUUUGCCUUCCCUUCUAUUUCAUCGCUGGCAGGUGAAGGUGUGGAAGAAAAAUUGAGACAGCUUGGUUUUGGUUAUCGGGCCAAAUACAUUAGUUCAUCAGCUCGUUACCUCAAUGAGAAUGGUGGAGAGGAUUUUUUAUUUAGUCUAAGAGAACAGCCAUAUGAAGAAGCAAAGCAGCAAUUAAUGAAACUCAAUGGUGUAGGUGCUAAGGUAGCAGAUUGUGUUUGUUUGAUGUCAAUGGACAAAGCUGGGGCCAUUCCAGUCGACACCCAUGUGUGGCAAAUAGCAGCAAGAGAUUAUAUACCAAAAUUAAAACAGUCAAAAUCUCUAACAGAUAAUCUUUAUAAAGAAAUAGGAGAUCAUUUCAGAAGUCUGUGGGGACCAUAUGCUGGAUGGGCACAUUCAGUACUGUUCACAGCUGAUCUUAAGAAGUUCAAAAGAGAAAGUCCAGAUACAAAAAUAAAGGAAAAGGCAAAAAAGAAGAAAGUGAAGUAGCUGUGUUACUAGUAAUUACCUAUUUACCUGCCAGGCAAUGCCUUGUUCCCACAUAUCACUGUAGACAAAAGAAAAGGGAGAUGGAAGAUGGCGAGAUGACAGACAUUUUAUAAUUUAUGAAUGACAAAUUGACAGCAAUGGAAUAUUGUAUACCUUUAUGAUUUUCUGCAGACUGUUAUAAAUUGUUGAUAAGGAAUUGUUAGAUAUUUUUACAAGAUAAAUAUGAUAUUAUCCCAUCUAAAAUAAAGCAUUGUUGUCAAUGACAAA
Mytilus trossulus (common blue mussel) is the source of this 1417-nucleotide messenger RNA. RefSeq names its product N-glycosylase/DNA lyase-like. Gene Ontology annotation, molecular function: 8-oxo-7,8-dihydroguanine DNA N-glycosylase activity; damaged DNA binding. The record is from RefSeq and is a predicted model, not a curated record. The transcript is spliced from 6 exons. Gene Ontology annotation, biological process: nucleotide-excision repair; base-excision repair, AP site formation; base-excision repair. The coding region runs from base 47 to 1150 and encodes 367 amino acids. Lineage: Eukaryota; Metazoa; Mollusca; Bivalvia; Mytilida; Mytilidae. Gene Ontology annotation, cellular component: nucleus.